Molecule: messenger RNA, 2497 nt
Organism: Poecile atricapillus (Black-capped chickadee)
Lineage: Eukaryota; Metazoa; Chordata; Aves; Passeriformes; Paridae
Gene: FMR1
Product: fragile X messenger ribonucleoprotein 1
Exons: 16
Coding region: 659-2101 (480 amino acids)
Biological process (GO): regulation of alternative mRNA splicing, via spliceosome; regulation of dendrite morphogenesis; DNA damage response
Cellular component (GO): presynapse; dendritic spine; dendritic filopodium
Molecular function (GO): mRNA 3'-UTR binding; translation regulator activity; protein homodimerization activity
Source: RefSeq, a predicted model, not a curated record
GCGGCGCGCGCCGGCCCCGGGCCCGCUCCCGCCCCGCCCCUCCCGCGGUCACGUGACGCGGGCCCCCAGCGCUCGCGUGCGAACCGGGCGCCCCGCGCGCGCCCCCCCGCGCGCCGCCCGCCGCCGUUUCGGUUUCAUUUCCGGCGGCCUCGGGCCCGGAGCGGCGGCGCCGAACGGAGCCCCCGGCGCUGCCCACCCCUCCCGCCCAGGGCGGCCACACCCCCGGGCUCGGCGUGAACCGAGCCCCCCCGCCCCGCACAGACACACCGCUCCUCCCCCGCCUGCGCCGGCACAGAGAAAGGGAAGGGAGGCGGCGCCGGGCCCGGGUCUCCCGCACCGCGCACAACAUGGAGGAGCUGGUGGUGGAGGUGCGGGGCUCCAACGGGGCCUUCUACAAGCCUUUCUCAGACUUGAUUAUCCACCGAGUUCCCUUUUGACAUUCUCCUUCCAACAGGCAUUUGUAAAGGAUGUGCAUGAAGAUUCAAUAACAGUUUCAUUUGAAAACAACUGGCAACCAGAGAGACAAAUCCCAUUCCAUGAUGUGAGGUUCCCACCACCUGCAGGCUAUAAUAAAGACAUAAAUGAAAGCGAUGAAGUAGAGGUUUAUUCCAGGGCAAAUGAAAAAGAACCCUGCUGUUGGUGGUUGGCUAAAGUGAGAAUGAUAAAGGGUGAGUUCUACGUAAUAGAAUAUGCAGCCUGUGAUGCUACAUACAACGAAAUUGUCACAAUUGAGCGUUUGAGAUCUGUGAACCCCAAUAAACCCGCAACAAAAGAUACUUUUCAUAAAAUCAAACUCGCAGUUCCUGAAGAUUUAAGGCAAAUGUGUGCCAAAGAAUCUGCACAUAAGGACUUCAAAAAGGCAGUUGGAGCUUUUUCUGUAACAUAUGAUUCUGAAAACCACCAGCUUAUUAUUUUGUCAGUCAACGAUGUAACCACAAAGCGGGCGAACAUGCUGAUUGAUAUGCACUUUCGGAGUCUUCGCACCAAGUUAUCCCUGAUACUGAGAAAUGAAGAAGCCAGCAAGCAGCUGGAGAGUUCUAGGCAACUUGCAUCCCGGUUCCAUGAACAGUUUGUAGUACGUGAAGACCUAAUGGGUUUGGCCAUUGGCACUCAUGGUGCUAAUAUUCAGCAAGCCAGAAAAGUCCCUGGAGUGACUGCCAUUGAUCUUGAUGAAGAUACUUGUACAUUCCAUAUUUAUGGAGAGGAUCAAGAUGCGGUGAAAAAGGCAAGAAGUUAUCUUGAAUUUGCUGAAGAUGUCAUACAAGUUCCAAGGAAUUUAGUAGGAAAAGUAAUAGGAAAAAACGGAAAACUGAUUCAGGAGAUAGUGGACAAAUCUGGCGUUGUAAGAGUGAGAAUUGAGGCUGAAAAUGAUAAAAAUAUUCCACAAGAAGAGGGCAUGGUACCAUUUGUGUUUGUAGGAACCAAGGACAGCAUCACUAAUGCAACUGUUCUUCUGGAUUAUCAUCUUAAUUAUUUAAAGGAAGUAGACCAGCUGCGUUUGGAAAGAUUGCAAAUUGAUGAGCAACUGCGACAGAUUGGAGCUACUUCCAGGCCCCCCCCAAACCGUACGGAUAAGGACAAAGGGUACAUGACCGACGAUGGGCCGGGCCUCGGCCGUGGCAGCCGCCCCUACAGGAACCGUGGGCACAGCCGGCGUGGACCAGGAUAUGCUUCCGGAACUAAUUCUGAAGCAUCAAAUGCUUCUGAAACAGAGUCCGAUCACAGAGAUGAGCUGAGCGAUUGGUCGGCAGCCCCAGCAGAGGAGGAGCGGGACAAUUACCUGCGCAGGGGGGACGGGCGGAGGCGUGGCGGCAGCACCAGAGGCCAAGGCGGGAGGGGGCGUGGAGGAUUCAAAGGCAAUGAUGAACAGUCACGAACAGAUAACCGUCAGCGUAACUCAAGAGAGGCAAAAGGGAGGACAGCAGACGGGUCUCUUGAGAUCAGAGUUGACUGCAAUAAUGAAAGGAGUGUCCACACUAAAACAUUACAGAAUACCUCGAGCGAAGGCAGCCGGCUGCGCGCGGGCAAGGAGCGGAACCCGAAGAAGGAGAAGGCAGACAGCGCAGACGCUCAACAGCCGCUGGUGAACGGAGUCCCCUAAACUGCAUAACUCUGAAGUCAUAUUUCCUAUACUGUUUCAGUAAUUCCUAUUCCAUGUUAGAGAAACUUGUUAGGCCAAAGACAAAUAGUAGGCAAGAUGGCGCAGGGCAUGAAAUGAACAUAUGUUCUCUGUUAGCCUUUUUUAACAUCAACAGUAUGCAGUUGUUUUCAGAAUAAGAAGUUAUUCAAAUAUUUGCAUAAAAAUACCUGAACUUCCGAAAAUCGCUUCCAAGUACAUAUUGCAGUUCAAACGAUGAAAGAUUCUUUUUUGUUUGUUUUAAAAAUACUGAGCUGUGCAUUGGUAAACUUUCUGUUCUGAUGUACCAUUUUAACACAUCGGGUCAAAUUCACUGCUCAAUUUCAAUUUUCAGAAUAAAUAGUGUUUGCAGUAAUCAAA